AUGGGCUCAACACCGUCCGGGAUUGCGACGCCGCAGCCAGAUCCCUCCGACAAGCGCGUCCCGGGGAUCAUGCCUAGUUUCUUUGCACAGGUUCGUGCCGGUUCCGAUUCUACUUCAGCCCCUACCAGUCUACGAUCUCCUCCUCCUCCUCCUCCUCCUCCUCCUCCUCACAUGCCUCCUUCAGCCCGCCAUACCCCAGGGGAGCAUAAUAGUGAUGAUAGUUUUGUUGUUGGGAAGAAUUGCCAGCAGACCGGAGAGACACAGGAAAUAUUAUCGGAUGUAAUACUGAACCCGCCAAAUCAUCAAUCACAACCUAUACACUGCCCUUCCCUGGCUGAGUCGACCAACCUGCUGGAUCGUGGUCAGAACCCUGCGCGUGUUGUCCCAUGCUCCCGUCCUGCCACCGCCCAGAGCCUGGAAGUCAUAUCGGCUAAAGAGUGCCUCGCCUCUUCCAAGGAUGCGGGCAGCGGUGGCGGCGGCCAUGGUGAUGCUAUCAACCCUCUACCGACUCCUCCCCGCUCUUCAUUCUGCUCCAUCACCCAAAGGGAUACCGAGGAGGCUGAGAACGGUGCCCCAGAAAUCGAUACGGGAGUGAGCUCGGUUUAUCGCGCCCUGAAGAACCUUAUCUUCUCCAAAUCUUCACAAAAGCAAAAGCCAAAACGACAUACUUCCUUUCCUGUCUCCAGUGUCUCCCCUGAUGCCGUCAUGGCCUCCCAUUUCUCUAAACCUUCCCGCCCUUCUUCACAGUCAAUUUCACAAUCCCACUCCCUAUCAUCUUCCAAGUCUCCCUCCCAGCAUCAUACCUCAAUCUCCAGUUCUUGUGAGGAUCUGGAAAAGCUGACAGACAGCGCGGCCGCUGGUCCGCGUACAAAGAACACCCCUCCUCUCACCCCCCGCGCGAUGUCCAAUGAAACCGAUGCCGCGGAAAAACGAGAUCCCCCGAGGUCGAUAAUAGAGCACUCCCCACCUCACCAUGCUAACACCCCAGACGGUAUUCAGGGAAGAAACUCGACCACAUCGUCUACUGCGCGGAAAAGCAAAUCCAGCAAGCCUUCGGCCUCUUCUAGAUCUAGCGGAGCCUCAGAAGAGUCCGGGGUGCCGGUAACAGCUUCUUUAAAGGGCAAACUAACCGUAAAGAUAGUUGAAGGGCGAGGAUUGCGUCCCAGCGUUGAUCCUGACGUUCUUGGCCAUCAAUCGGAACUUGACGUGUCUGUCUAUGAUCGUUCGAACCAUGAAGCUUUCCUUGGUCACCUGAAGCUAUCUCUCCACCUGAAAAACGACCGUACCACGCUGUCGGGGUGGUAUCCUCUCCAGCCACUCGCUCACGGUCAGGGGCCCGUGUCAGGAGAGAUAUAUCUCCAAAUGAGCUUCCAGAAGACCGACAAGAAACAUUUCGGCCCGAACGACUUCCAGAUCCUCAAGUUGAUCGGAAAAGGUACGUUUGGACAGGUAUAUCAGGUGAGAAAGAAAGAUACGCAGCGGAUUUACGCGAUGAAAGUCUUGUCCAAGAAGGUUAUUAUCCAGAAGAAGGAGAUCGCCCAUACCCUUGGAGAGAGAAACAUCCUUGUCCGCACAGCGAUGACGGAUUCUCCGUUUAUCGUUGGCCUAAAGUUCUCCUUCCAGACUCCUACGGAUCUAUACCUUGUCACGGACUACAUGUCGGGUGGCGAACUAUUCUGGCAUCUCCAGAAAGAAGGGCGAUUCCUCGAAGCUCGUGCAAAGUUCUACAUUGCCGAGUUGAUCCUUGCCCUGCAACAUCUUCAUGAUCACGAUAUCGUGUACCGUGAUCUGAAGCCUGAGAACAUCCUUCUCGAUGCCAAUGGACACAUCGCACUAUGUGAUUUUGGUCUCUCAAAGGCUAAUCUUACCAAGGACGACACCACCAAUACAUUCUGUGGUACAACAGAAUACCUUGCCCCGGAGGUCCUGCUCAAUGAAACCGGAUACACCAAAAUGGUUGACUUCUGGUCCCUGGGUGUCCUUGUCUUUGAGAUGUGUUGCGGCUGGAGUCCUUUCUAUGCCGAGGAUACCCAGCAAAUGUACAAGAACAUCGCGUUUGGCAAGGUUCGGUUUCCUCGCGACGCCCUUAGUGCUGAAGGGAGGAAUUUCGUCAAGGGCCUGCUGAACCGAAACCCUGAACACCGGCUUGGCUACCGGGAUGACGCCAAGGAGCUUAUGGCACACCCAUUCUUCCACGAUAUCGACUGGGUCGUUCUGGCUAACAAGGGUGUCAUUCCUCCCUUUAAACCAACAUUGACAUCUGUCAUGGACACGUCUUACUUCGACCCGGAGUUUACCACUGCUCUGGAGCAGUCUGCGUCUCUGAACGCGAGAGCCGCCGCGUUGGCGAACGGGCUGAAUCCUGUUGGCACACCAUUGUCUCCGGGCAUGCAAGCGAACUUCAAGGGUUUCACUUUUGUCAACGAGAGUUCGAUGGAACACCAUAUGAGCCAUGGCCAAGAGAAUUACUCUAGCAAUCCGGCAGAUGACUACAUGGAAGAGGACUUCCCCGAACACGAUCAAUGGGCGCAACCUCACAAGGUCAGCGGCAGCAGCAGAGUUGGCGUAGGCCAUAGCUCCGGCCCUGACCACAGCCAUCGCAUGAGCGGAGUUGAACGCACGAACGCAACAACAUCAAAUGGCGAUGCAGAUGCAGGAAUAUUCCAUGACGACUACCACUUUGAGAUGUGA
This is a messenger RNA of Microsporum canis CBS 113480, 2691 nucleotides long. RefSeq names its product serine/threonine-protein kinase sck1. Gene Ontology annotation, molecular function: protein serine/threonine kinase activity; ATP binding. Gene Ontology annotation, biological process: protein phosphorylation. The transcript has 2 exons. The record is from RefSeq and is a predicted model, not a curated record. The coding region runs from base 1 to 2691 and encodes 896 amino acids. Lineage: Eukaryota; Fungi; Ascomycota; Eurotiomycetes; Onygenales; Arthrodermataceae.